Messenger RNA from Eimeria tenella, 3318 nucleotides. RefSeq lists its product as uncharacterized. Gene Ontology annotation, cellular component: endoplasmic reticulum membrane. The coding region runs from base 1 to 3318 and encodes 1105 amino acids. Gene Ontology annotation, biological process: positive regulation of GTPase activity; endoplasmic reticulum to Golgi vesicle-mediated transport. Lineage: Eukaryota; Apicomplexa; Conoidasida; Eucoccidiorida; Eimeriidae. The record is from RefSeq and is a predicted model, not a curated record. The transcript has 3 exons. Gene Ontology annotation, molecular function: GTPase activator activity.
AUGGGGCCGACAGAGCCGCAGCAGCAACAGCAGCAGCUGCAGCAGCACCAGCAACGACGCCGUUUCCGCCCCAAGAAAGCCACAAGAAGGAGGAGCAGCAGCAACUGCAGCAGCAGCAGCAGAGGCAAUAGCCCUGACCCAGACUACGGCAAUGGGUCAGGCUGUGCUGGUACAGCAGAUGCAGCAGCAGCAGAAGCUGCUGCUGCAGCAGAGGCAGCAGCAGCAGCUGCUGCUGCAAGGGAGAGCCCGGCAGCUGCUGCAGCAGCAGCGGCAGCAGCAGCAGCAAGCAGCAGCAGCAGGUCACCGGCUACGGCGCCGCUCGAGGGGCAACAGAGCGCAGCCACAGCAGCAGCAGCUGCAAGGCCCUCUCGCAGCCGUCAAAGAUCACGGCCACACGAGCAGCAGCAGCAGCAGCAGCAGCAGGCAUGGACGUGGGCAGCAGAUGAUCUCAGCAAAGACACAGAAAGUUUUGUCUGCGAGCUGCUGCUGCUGCUGCUCGGGCGGCUUCCCGACGAUGUCUCGCCUCUGCAGCUCGCUGCUGCUGCGCAGCAUCAAAUGCAGCAACAGCAGCAGCAGCAGCAGCAGCAGCAGACUGGCAAAAACCAGCAGCAAGUGGAGGAAGACACGGCAGGGCCCUUUCCCGUGCUGCCCUGGUGGCUUGAGGCGCAGCUGCUGCAGGGCAGCAACGAGCAGCAGCAAGUAGAAAAGGAUGUGCAGCGUUCGUUCACAGCCUGGAAGCUCAGCAGCAGCAGCAGCAGCAGCAGCAGCAGCGGGGAGAACAGCGACAGCGACAGCAGCAGCGGCAGCUUCCUCAGCGUAUCCGAUGGCCCACCCGAUCCGCUGAGCAGCAGCCAAAACAGCAGCAGCAGCAGCAGCGAAUCAUGGAAUGGCAUUCGGCGCAGCAGCAACGAGCUGGAGCCGUGUGACAGCAGCAGGAGCCCAAGCCGCAGAGGCAGCAGCAGCAGCACGAGCCACAACAACAGCAGCAGCAGGAGGCGGAGCAGCAGCAGCAGCAGCAGCAGUUUGGAGAGCCUGCGCGGGGCGCUGCGUUUGCUGCUGCUGGGGCUGCUGGCGCGGCACCUGCCCACUCUGGUGUACGCACAGGGCAUGCAUGAUCUUGCUGCUGCGCUGCUGCUGACAGCAGCAGAGGCGCUGCAGCAGCUGCUGAAUGCUGCUGAGGUGUACAGACAGCUGGUCGCCCGCGGCGUUUGCUGCAGCAUGCAGCAGCAGCUCCAGGGAGGCUCACACGGGCCAUUCCCUGCAGCUUGCUGCAGCAGCAGCAACAACAGCAGCAGCAACAGCAGCAGCAACAGCAGCAGCAGCAGCGACAGCAGCAGCAGCAACAACAGCAGCAGCAACAACAGCAGCAGCAACAGCAGCAGCAGCAGCAACAGCAGCAGCAGCAGCAACAGCAGCAGCAGCAGGAGCAGCAGCAACAGCGUGGACGCGGCGCUUUUGUGUAGAGUGCCUUGCUGCUGCUUGCUGCGGGCGUGCGUGCGGGGGCGCGGUGCUGCUGCUGCUGCUGCUGCAGUGCUUUGCCCGGGGAGCGGGUUGUCUUUGGUUUGCUGCUGCUUGUCUUUCAUUCUUUGCGAAAGAGUUUUCGUUUGCUGCAUCAGCGACUACCUUGCUGCAGCAUUUGAGGCCUCGCUGCUGCCUGCGGUGCGGCUGCUGUCGCUGCUGCUGCAGCAGCAAGACCCGCAGCUGUGGGUGCUGCUGCGGCUGUGUUCUGCUGCUGCGCACACCCCGGGCGGCGAGCUGCUGCCUUGUGUCUCCUGGCUCAUUACUUGGUUUACGCAUGCAGCAAAUCCUUUCAAGUUGACAGCAAGGCUGCUCGAUUUGCUGCUGGCAGCACAUCCGCUGCUCGUGCUGCACUUUGCUGCUGCUGCAGUCCGCGCGCAGCGCCGCCGCCUCUUCGCAGUUUGCCGCUGCGCCCUCGCGGACGCCGCGCCCCCGCAGCUGCAGCAGCAGCUGCAGCAGCAGCAGCAGCAGCAGCAGCGGGGAGGGGGCGGGGGAGCGCGGGGGGUGGACGUGGUGGCGCUGUGCGAGCUGCUGCUGCAGCAGCCCGAGCUGCUGCAGCAGUGCAGGCAGCAGCUGGGGGACGCGGUGUAUGGGGAGGUGCAUGCAGUGCUGCAGCGCGUACACCUGGGGAGACUUUGUCUUGAGGAUUUGCUGCUGCAGGCCCACGACGCGCUGCAGCACGAGCUGACGCAGCAGCAGCUGCUGCAGCUUGCUGCAGCAGACGGGCUCACGCUGCUGCCUUUCUCCCCGCUGCUGCUGCCCUUCUCGCUGCAGCCAGACACAGCAGCGCUGGAAACUCAGGCAGCACCACCAGCAGCAACAGCAGCAGCAGCAGCAGCAGCAGACACACAGUCUCGCUGCUACUGCGUCCGCUUGUCGUAUCCGCAGGCCUUCUUCAGCAUCGUUGGCCCCCGCAUGCCCCAUAUAGCAGCUUCGUACAGUGCUCUUGCUGCUGCUGCUGCUGCUGCUGCUGCUGCUGCUGACAGCAAAGGCGGGCAGCCCGGCUCGGUGGCUGCAGCAGCGUGGGUUCGGGCCCUCUCUCCAGAUGCUGCUUCGCAGCAGCAGCAGCUGCAGCAGCCGCAGGAGUCCUUGCUGCUUGCGGCCAAAGCUGUUGCAGCAGCAAGCAGCAAGCAGCAUCCUUGCUGCUGCUCCUGCUGCAGCGCUCCACAGAGCGGAGCGCGAUCACCGUCACCUGCGUCUUCAUCAGCUUCAGCAGCAGGAGCAGCAGCAACAGCAGCAGCAGCAGUCCCAGCGCGCAGCAGCUGCUGCCCUGAGGUGUACAGACACGUACCAGUUGCUGCUGCUCCUAGUGCUGCUUGGCGGCAGCCGCUGCCCUCUGCAUUUGUGUCAGUAGAUUAUUUGCUUCUGCAGCAGCAGCGGAAAGCUGCUGCGUUUUUGCCGCUGCAGCUGCUGCAGCAGCUGCAGCAGACGGAAGCAGCAGCGCUGCUCAGGUGUACGUACACCGCAGCACUGGCCCUCUGGGAGACGUACCGCACAGCAGCGUCUCCUGCGCUGCAGCUGCUGCUGCAGCUGCCGCUGCAGUUGCUGCUGCAGCAGCAGCUGCUGCUGCUGCUGCGUGGGGCAGCUGCGGCUGGCUUAACAGAAAGAGCCUUUGGCGUAGAAAAGGACUUAAGGACUUUUGUGGAGAAGACGAAAAAUAAAGAAGACACAACAGCAGCAGCAAAUAGAACUGAGGCAGCAGCAAAUAGUACAGAAGCAGCAGCAAAUAGGAUUGAAGCGGCAGCAAAUAGAACAGGGGCACAGGCAGCAGCAAGUAGGACAGAACCAGCAGCCAGUUAG